CCUGAUCACCCCUCGGAAGCAUUCAGCCGAUCCCUAAGAGCCUAUUCUACGAUCUAAUUGACUAAGAUAAUCUCUCUAGUGCUCAUCCAUGCAGUCGGAAUCUCCCACGCACAGCAACGUCACCUCGGAACCCCCUCGGAAAAAGCGAGCCAAAUACACUCAGGUCGCUUGUAAUGAAUGCAAGCGGCGUAAAUUGAAAUGCAGCGGUGAGCCAACGUGUUCACGCUGCACCCGUGAUGGCGUGCCAUGCAUUUACACGCCUAGUGCUUAUGCGUUGACUAACGCUUCAAGUUCUGUGGAGGAACCGCAUGAUGAAGGGGUAUCUGCAAGGUUCCAAUCAGUCGAUCGCCAAAUCGAGUCGCUUCAGCGCGAGAUGCGAGCGAUGGCUGCUCGAUUGCGCGAUCUCGAAUCGUCUUCGCCGGGUAACAGCAACGCAAACAAUCGCACUCCGAGGCGGGCUUCCGUUGUAUCAUCUCAAGCGCCAAACACGGGUCUCCAGCGUAUUAUGAACCGGCCAAUGUCACCAUAUCACGUUGGACCCACGAGUGCGGAGUUCGGUCUCACCGCGCGUCGCAAGCCGUCGGAUGACGACGAUGAAUUCGAAUCCACUGCUGCACCAAGUCCUGUUGCAGCGCCUGAUGCGGAUAUCGCGACUGAUGAUUUACUUGGAAACCUAGGGAUGACGGAGGCUCUGAGGCUGGUGACAGUCUAUGAAAACGCGGUGGGCUUGAUGUACCCCUGUGUUGAUCUGGACAGUGUGCGGGCGUAUGUUGUCGAUUUCUUUCGAGAUAACUCUCGUCAGAUUCUGAGCGCGGAGGAACAGGAUUGGUUUUUUGCGCGUGAUGUUGAAGUGCUGAAAAUUAUCUUGGCAAUUGCUUUGGUGACGGAAUCGCAUGGUCGGAGUGGGCGAGCUGCGGUGUUGGCUGAAAGUGUUGAGGAUCGUUUUGCGACUCGCGUGAAUAUCCCCGAGGUUGACAUGAAGGAGCUUCUUAUACUGACAUUGCUGUCAAUAUUCCAUUCGUACCGGGACGAUGAAGUCAUUUCGUGGCGAUGUAUUGGGAUGGCUUGUCGAGGUUCAAUGCAGCUAGGCCUACAUUGCCAGGAGACCUGGUAUAGAACAGGAGGUGUGUUCCCAGGGGAAUUGCAAUGGACGUGGGCUAGUCGGCUGUUUUGGUGUAUCUACGUGCUAGAUCGAAAAUGGUCCUUCGGCACUGGGCUUCCAUUUGCUAUUCAGGACACGGACAUGGACACUAACCUUCCGGAGCCGGGAACCGCCACACCUUACCUGACUUGUAUGAUCUCGUACGCGCGACUUAGCGGCAAGAUAUGGGGGCUUGUAGUCGGAUGGGGCAGUCGAUCGCGUGCAGCGACGUCGGAUUACUGCUCCUACCUUGAUUUCCAAGUCCAGCAAUGGAUUCAGUCAAUUCCAGAGGAGCUACGGUUCGACCCUUCACGACAGCCUUCCCCUGACUCGGUUCAGAACGAUAACAUGAUGAUGCUGCAAGUCCUGCUUGCGCUACAGGCGAACCAACUUCGGAUUCUAGUGUACCGCCAAAACUUACUCAGUAGCGAGAGUAUCGAAACAAAUGUCUCUGGCGCAUCCAUCGCCGUCGAGACCGCAAAGAGUACGAUCCACAUGCUAGACUACUUUACUCGUGUUUCGGAUAUCUACUUUCAGCGCCCGGAACCGUUCAAUUACUUUUUAAUUUCGGCACUAGCCGCGCUGUUUCUCGCCGUGUUUCAUGCGCCGGGUCGAUUCAGUAACGUCUGUCGCGCUGAAUUCUAUGCCGCCGUAGACAUGGUAAGGAAGUCAUCUACUCGGGCCAGAACAUCCAGACGCCUACAGAAAAUCAUUCGCAGUUUGAAGUUGAUUAAGUUGAAUGUCGGGAAAUCGCCUUAUAAACACGGACAGCCGCCGGAAAGCCUUGGCAAGGUACUAUCUCGUUUCAGCCACGGGCAGCAUGACUCGAAUCAAUCCACUUUGUUGCAGUCUCCGUUGCCCCCGUCGCACCAGCAUCAGCCAUCCGGUAUCCCGACUCCACAACCCUCCACCUCCCUUUGGUCCGUGUCCUCUCCACCGGCUACAGCGCCAGUUAAUUUUGGCAACAACGACGAUAGCUGCGACGACUUGACCAGUUUCUUCGAGAUGGCAGGAGGACUCUACUUCGAUCCCAAGACGGUUCCCCCCGAGGAGGCACCUGCAUCCGAGGGCGCUGGUGCAGGGGUGGAAGGGGUUGAUGCGUUUCACGCUGAGAAUGAGGCGCUAACCCGUGUAAUGGCUGGCCUGUUAUAGAUGGAGGUGGAGGUCUCAGAGUUUGAGUAUCGAAUUCUUCUUCGUAUAGUAUUUUAACCCAGGGCGUCCGUGACUUAAGUCGCUUGAUCCUAAAAAGGUCAAAGUAUCCCUGCCAUUGGUGGAACUAGUCUAAUGCACGCGAGCCAAAUAGUGUGAAGCUAAUGCAUCCCAAUCCCGGGGUGUCUGCCUGAAGAAUCCACUCGGGUAAUUGCCCAAGCCAAAACGAUCAGCAAUCCCCGUGACAAGUGUGUUCGAUUACCGUAAUGGGCAAAACUCCUGGAUGAGUGGCACUACGAGCCAAUUACUGUUGAAUUUAUACCCUUGCUCUGCAGAAUACCCCAAUGAUGUAAUUUCUCCGUCGCUAUAUGAGGAGUCCAUGCUAAUGACUGGCCAAAUGACCGUCUAACCGCGUUCCUCGGCCAUUUCUUGGCUCAGUGUG
Molecule: messenger RNA, 2732 nt
Organism: Aspergillus caelatus
Lineage: Eukaryota; Fungi; Ascomycota; Eurotiomycetes; Eurotiales; Aspergillaceae
Product: transcription factor domain-containing protein
Exons: 4
Coding region: 89-2293 (734 amino acids)
Biological process (GO): DNA-templated transcription; positive regulation of transcription from RNA polymerase II promoter by galactose
Cellular component (GO): nucleus
Molecular function (GO): zinc ion binding; DNA-binding transcription factor activity, RNA polymerase II-specific; RNA polymerase II cis-regulatory region sequence-specific DNA binding
Source: RefSeq, a predicted model, not a curated record